Vanessa atalanta (red admiral) is the source of this 1697-nucleotide messenger RNA. RefSeq lists its product as uncharacterized. Bases 147 to 1697 code for a protein of 516 amino acids. The record is from RefSeq and is a predicted model, not a curated record. Lineage: Eukaryota; Metazoa; Arthropoda; Insecta; Lepidoptera; Nymphalidae. The transcript has 3 exons.
UUCGCACGGUUUUUUAGGAAUAAAAGUAACUAAUUUGAUUUUUUCUCUUUAUAUCGCUUGAUGCGCUCGAGUUUUUCAUUCUUUUAUCGUGCGAAGCAACAAAAAACGGUUACCUGGAUACUUUAUUUAAAUUUAAUGGUAGUAAAAUGCCUAAACGAAGUGCUGAAGAAGAUAUAAAAGAAUUCAAAGAGUUGAAUGUUAAGCGAAUGACCAGUCGGUCGGAUUCCCAAAUAAACCUAGACGUAGAUCAAGAGCCAGAGACCGUACUCAGAUCUGAGUUACUCGAGGCUUUGGGUGGUACUUCUAAAGUGACGAGGAAGAUUCAUAGUUCGUUAGCGGAACUUUGGCCUCCGAUCCUUACAAACGGCUUACCAAUUGCAACAAAAGAAAUACUUUUAAAACAAUUUACCAUUCCUGAUAAUUGUAUUUUGUUGAAGGCACCAACUUUGAACUUAGAGCUUACAGCGGUACUUGAGGAGAGUGCAAAAAAUCGAGACAAGAGUAUUCAAUCUGAACAAGAUCAACUAGGUCUGGGUAUAACCGCAAUUAACCAGGCGUUGACAUUACUUUUGAAUAGUGACGGAGAUGUUCAAGUAGUAAAAAUAUUAUCAGACGGAUGCAGAAUCCUCACUGAUCUCCAUUAUGUUCAAACACAAGUGAGAAAACAACAUAUAAAUCGGGUGCUCAACAAACCUUUUCUUGCUGAUAUACAAACUCGAGACGAGACUUUAUUUGGUAAGGACUUACCCAAAAGAAUAAAAGCUUCCAAGGCGAUCAAAAGACAGUUGCUUCAGAUUAAUGACACUAUGACACCAUCCACAUCCAGUGCUCCUAUUCAGUCAGCAGGGCUUCGUAAUCGCUACCAGGACAACUCCCCUUCCCGCUUGCAAUCAGUGAACACAGUCCUCGCGCCCGGCGAUUUCGACAACAAGCAAGAGACGUGCCGUACCGCCUCAACUAGACAGCAAACGACAACUUCAUCAGAAGAACUCAACCGUGGUAGCUACGAUACUCUCAACUCUCUGGAAAUAGCUUCUAACGAUCAAGUAAAAUUGUGUGUAGAUAAGUUACUUGUUGUUAGAAAAGCCGAACCAAGGGCCACAGCAUCUAAAUAUUCUUACACGUGGAACCCACAAAUUCUAUUUGAUUUUAUUGCAAGUAAACCAAAUAGAGAACUUUCUCUUAAAAAUAUCACGAAAAAGUUAGUGACACUACUUGCUCUGUCUACUGCAUACACAGCUCAAACAUUAUCUCUUAUCGAAAUUAAUAACAUUAUAAUGACACCUUCUGGCAUCCAAAUUGAUAUAAGAGAGGUAAUAAAAAAUUCUGCAGCAAACUGCGAACAGCCGGUAUUGCAUUUAGCCUACUUCAAAGAAAAUAAUGCUAUUUGUCCUGCGACACUAUUAAUAGAUUACAUAAGUGUGACUUCAACUGUCAGGCCUACAUCAAUUAACAAGCUUUUAUUAACACAUCAACGACCUCACAAACCACCAACAUAUGAAACCAUUAACACUUGGAUCAAAGAAGUGUUCCAUAAGAGUGGCAUAGACUUAAAGAAACAACGAUUUUCACUGGACCUAUUAAGAGAGACAGCUGUUUGGUCUAACCAAUCACCGUCAUUAGCGAAGUUUUAUAAAUUAUAUAUAUAUGAAAAAACAACUAUGCCAAGUCUGUUGUCUUACCCAAAUAAUCUGUGA